This is a messenger RNA of Candidula unifasciata, 1434 nucleotides long. Lineage: Eukaryota; Metazoa; Mollusca; Gastropoda; Stylommatophora; Geomitridae. The record is from the annotation of a GenBank genome assembly.
AUGACGAUCAUGGGUAGUCAGGGCUUCAAUGUCCCGACCAUCCCCCCAGACUUGCGGAGAGAGGAAACCAUUCACCAGAUUGCAGAUGCCUUAGAAUAUCUUGAUAAGGUAGCAAAUGAAAUAUUUACCAGAAUCAGUCAGAGAGUUGGGGAAAAUCGGGCCCAUCUUCAGAAGAUAAAUGAUCGAGUGACACUAGCUUCAGCCAGAGUGGAUAAACUCAAAGGCAGUAACAAGGCAACCAAGGUGUUUGCAAGCGCGAAAUAUCCAGCAGAAGAUAAGCUGGAACCAUACAGGAUCACGUUUACCAAUACUGAAGGUCUGCGGGAGAUUAAACAUUCUCAUUAUAAGGUUCAAGAAAAGCAUGCAUAUGUGGAUGACAGAGUAUUUAAGGAGAAGCUCCAGUUUUAUAAUGUUCAUUUGAACGUUCGAGCUCGUAAAGACCAGAACAGUCAAGAAGAAGGCCUGGGUGGUCUGCCCAGUGACAUCCCAUCCAUCAGUUCUUUGCUGCUGUUCAAUACUACAGAGAAUCCAUACAAGAAGUAUGUCAUGCUUGAUCCACUGGGAGUGGUCACCAAGACAAGGGCUGCCAUUGAAGAAGAAGGAGCACGUAUGGCUGAGGCACCAUCUACCAUUGUUCACAAUGAAGAACUGUUCAAAGCCAGUGCAGAAAACUACCUCUACAUUCCAGAGCUAGGCACAGUCCCUGAGAUUGCAGUGCCUGAUCUGCUGCCUAACUUGCCAGGUGUUGCGGACGAUCUGACCUUCAGUGCAGAUCAAGGCCCGUCAAUUGCUCCAUCAGUCAUGGGCUCCCACAUACCUGAUCUUCCUUUAGUCGGCUUAGAGAAUGAUAGGAUACCCGCCGGCAUGGCCUCAGUAUCCUCGACAUUACCUUCUCUUGGAGGUCCACCACCACCGGAACCACCACCACCUCCUCCUCCCCCACCUUUGGCCAGUGUACCUCCUCCACCACCUCCACCUAGUGUACCCCCACCUCCACCUCCUCCUCCCCCUCCAGGACCUCCACCCCCAGCUCCUUUAGAUGUUCCAAAAGAAAUUGCAGAGCCAGCUUCUGGUCGCCAAAGUUUGCUGGAGUCCAUUGUAAAAGCAGGAGGCGUCACUGGAGCCGGGUUAAAAUCUGCCAAGGAUAGAAAAGUGGGAAAUAAAAAGAGGAAGCAAGAGGAGCAGGCACAAGGAGCUGCUGGAGAUGGUGGAGGAGGAGGAGGAGGAGGCGGCGGCGGUGGAGAUCUCAUGAGUGAUCUAGUUAGCAAACUGACAAUGAGAAGAAAAGCAAUUUCAGGAACUGCAAAAGCUGGAGAGAAAACAGAAUCUGCUGGAGGAUCUUCCUCUGCGCUGGACAGAAUAGCUUCCAUGAUUCCUGCUCCACCAAAAGCUGCACCAGCACGGAAAGCAGGCAGCGAUGAGGACUGGGAUUAG